UUUCAAAGAUGCCUGGAAUAUUUUUGACUGUGUCACAGUCCUGGGCAGCGUUACCGACAUCCUGGUUACGGAGCUUGGGAUGAAUAAUUUCAUCAACCUGAGUUUCCUGAGGCUGUUCAGGGCAGCUCGUCUCAUCAAGCUGCUGAGGCAGGGAGAAACCAUUCGCAUCCUGCUCUGGACCUUCGUUCAGUCCUUCAAGGCGCUGCCUUAUGUCUGCCUCCUCAUCGCCAUGCUGUUCUUCAUUUACGCCAUCAUUGGCAUGCAGCUGUUUGGGAAUAUCGCUAUUGAUGAAGAAGGAGAGAGUGCCAUCAACCCGCACAACAACUUCCAGACCUUCGUAAUGGCUCUCAUGCUGCUCUUCAGGAGUGCGACGGGGGAGGCGUGGCAUGAGAUCAUGCUGUCGUGUCUGGGGAGCAAGGAGUGCGACCCCCUGACAGGAAAUCCAGAGCCAGAGUGUGGCAGCCAGUUUGCUUACCUCUACUUUGUCUCUUUCAUCUUCUUCUGUUCAUUCUUGAUGCUGAAUCUGUUUGUCGCCGUCAUCAUGGACAACUUUGAGUACCUGACGCGAGAUUCCUCCAUUCUGGGACCUCACCACCUGGAUGAGUAUGUCAGGAUAUGGGCCGAGUAUGACCCUGCUGCCUGCGGGCGCAUUCAUUAUAAGGACAUGUACAGUUUAUUGCGAGUUAUCGACCCGCCUCUCGGCUUAGGAAAGAAAUGCCCCCAUAGGGUGGCCUGCAAGAGACUGCUCCGUAUGGAUCUGCCUGUUGCCGAUGACAACACGGUCCACUUCAACUCCACUCUCAUGGCCUUGAUCCGCACGGCACUGGACAUCAAGAUCGCCAAGGGUGCAGAAGGUGGGGUUGACAAGCACCAGAUGGACGCCGAGCUGAGGAAAGAGAUGAUGGCGAUCUGGCCCAACCUCUCGCAGAAGACUCUAGAUUUGCUGGUUACGCCGCACAAGUCCACAGACCUGACAGUUGGGAAAAUCUAUGCUGCCAUGAUGAUCAUGGAGUACUACCGGCAGAGCAAGAUCAAGCGCUCCCAGGCUCUUCGUGAUGAGCAGAAUCGAACGCCAUUACUGUUUCAGCGCGUGGAGCCACCUUCCCCAGGCCAGGAAGGGGGUCCGGGACUUAACAACGCCCUCCCUCCACCUGAGACGACAGAGGCGGUCAACGGCUUAACGGUACAGGGGGGGAUCCCGGCGAGCCAAUCGUGGGUGACGGCUCGUGCUCAGGAGAUGUCCCAAAAAGCCGGCAGCUGGAGCCCUGAGGGACACCCUGAGGACAGCCUGGGGAGCAUGAGCAACUCUCAGACGGUAGAGAUGAGAGAGAUGGGGCAGGAUGGUUACUCGGAUACUGAGCACUUUCCACCAAUGGAAGGCCAUGGCAGGGCCGCUUCCAUGCCCCGCCUCCCAGGCGACAACCAACCCAUAAAUGACAGCAGUCCCAUGAAGCGCUCGGCCUCGUCGCUGGGCCACAGCAGGUCCGGCAGGGUUCACAGAGACAAAGGAGACGACUACAACAUGGAGUGUGUGCCUGAGGAGGAGAGGACUUCCCGGCAUGGACACCGGCGAAAAGACCGGGGUCACCGGGCCUCUGAGAGGUCGCUCUGCCGCUACACAGAGGCUGACACAGGCCUGGGCACGGAGCUGAGCACGACCACGCAGUCCGGGGACCUCACGUCCAAAGACAAGGACCGCGACAGAGACCGCGGCCGGUCCAAAGACCGUAAGCACCACCACCACCAUCACCACCACCACGGCUCCGUGGACAAGGAGCGCUAUGUAGCAGAGCGAGGGGGCGAGUACGGACACAGGCACUCUCGCGAAAGAGAGCUUGAGGACAGGGACAGGGAGAGAGAGAGGGACCGGCGCUGGUCUCGAUCGCCCAGCGAGGGUCGUGAGGGUCACGAGGGACACGAGGGACACGAGGGUCGGGACGGCUUGACGCACAGACAGGGCAGUAGUUCGGUCAGUGGAAGUCCCGUCCCCUCUACGUCGGGGACCAGUACGCCACGUCGCGGCCGCCGACAGUUGCCUCAGACCCCCGCAACCCCCCGGCCCCAUGUCACCUACUCCCCUGUGGUCCGUAAGGCCAUGCCCGCAGCACCUGGGGGGCCACAGGGCCGCCCCCCCGCUCCUGCCCCUCGGCACUUUUCUCCCGAGCCUCCUCAAGGCCAGGGCCCCCCCCCCUCUGUCCUCCCUCCAGCCCACCAUGGCAUAUCCCGCCAGGGUCAUCACCCCCCGCCUCGCUGGGGGGACACGGAUGGAGGAGGGGGCUCCACGGAAGGGGACGGCUGCUUCUACAACCAGGACUAUGACCCCCACCAUGAACCCCCUGCUUACGAGCAGAACCCCAUGCAGGGUGGCAACCCGCACCCCCACCCUCAACCUCAUGCCCUGGCCAACCACCCACUGCCGCCUCCCCCACAACAACAGCAACAUAACCCCCAUCCACUGCCUCCACCCCAGCCCCACCCAGUAAACAACCCCCACCCUCAUCCCCCGCCCCACCAGCAGCCCAGUCGCACCUCCCCCAGGACUGUCGGCCAUGCACCUCCCCCCACCACGGCCCUGACGGGGCCUGUGCAGGGCCAGAUGCAGCCUGCUGUCCAGCGGCGCCUGCCCAACGGAUACCGCUCUUCAUCUCCGUCCAAACAUAUCCAUGGACCCCCACACACGGGGCCUCACAAGGUCCCCCCUCCACCCGGGCAUCCCAAAGGUCCCCGCAAGGGCCUGCAUGAACCCUACAGUGAGAAGGAGGACGACGACUGGUGCUAGCCUCUGGGGAUGGGGGAGGGGCGUACGGAGGAAUAACUGAUAGAUGGACGGAAAAAUGGAAACGGGAAGCUCCGAGCGAGAGCUCUGACUGCCAAGGGAAACCAUGAUUCCUUCUUUCUUGCCUGUUCAAUUUUUUUCUCCCCUCCACUGCUUGGCAUGUCCCAGUGAUGCUGGGCUGGGUGGAGGGAAAGGUGUCAGGAUGAAGGGGUGGAACAACAAUGCAGAGGCAGGACCAGUAGAAGUGGAACACCACCUCCACGUUCUGCUCGCAUUGUUGUAGCAUUCAUUUGUUGAUGCCAAAUAAGACCAACCUCAAACUGCAGGAUGCAAGCAGCCGGGGUGACUACACUAGUCUGUGUGUGUCUUAAAUUCUGCCUCCGGCAACGAUCUACAGCCACUUACAAGAUGUCAAGAGUUGCGACUCGACAAAAGACACUUUACAGUCAGAGACAAAAGAACGACCACUGUUUUGUUUUUGUUUGCUUCUCAAAGCCAACUUCAGUUAAGUUAGCUGCAAAAAGAAUCAAACCCAACCCUCCCAGCCACAAGUUGAAUAUUGAUGAGUUUUAUCAUCUGUGUUUUUAAAUAAGAACCAAACUGACAAUGAGCCCUCCACCUGUGUGAGGUGAGGAGGCUGCGUGGGUGGGAGAGUUGGGGAUUGUUGCACGGGGGUGGGGGGUUGACGAGUCCCUGGUCAAAAUGUAGAGGAAAGGAUGGGUGUGUUUGGGAUGUUUCCUCCUCCCAGAAACAAACAAUUGAACAAACCUCAACCCAUGACCUAUGAGAGAAGAAAAACAAAAGCGUGGAGAUGGGUUUCAGAAACGAAAAACAAACCAAUAACUGUUUUCUGCAGUAUUUCUUCUUCUAUUCCUGCUUCUUCUUCCUCCUUCUCUUCUACUUCUUCAGAACAUUGAAGCUUGAAUCUUCUGUUGCACCCAACACAGCUUCGUUUUUUAGACUUGCGGAGUUGUACACCCUGUGGAAUCCUGCAUGAAUGAUACAAAAAAUAAUAAUAAUAGCAACAAUGAGAAUCUACUGUAUGUGGGGGGGGACUCUACUUGGUCCUUUCUGUUGUGGUCUGCAGGGUUUCUCUUUUUUUUUGGAAGUAAAAAUGCCUUUCUGUUUCUCUCUGUCUCCUCUGUAUGACCUUACUCUUCCUGUACCUUCAUUUACACUGAAAUCAAGUGAACGAAGGCUAUAGGGAGAUUUGAUAGUUACUGUAUGUUUAUCCAGAAGGAACACAAUUAUUACUUUUUGCUUGCUUGUCUGUAUGUCCUGUGUCAGAUGCCUGCCACUGAUACAGAUGGAAUUGCACAUACUUUUUUUGUGGAAGUAACUUUUUGUAACUACGCUGAUAAAAACGAUAUAACGGGAAGCAGGGUAACGUUGAUAAGAGAUGUGGGGUCCAAUAUUGGUGAACAAGUCAGUAACAUCUCAAAGUCUUCCAGGGUUUGGGCUUCAAAAAACAUGCGAGAGGAGGAGACCAAUAGAAAGGCGAGGGAAAGGAGAGAAACUCUUCAUCUUUGUUUUCUUUUGUUAUCGACCGUCAUGAUGGACAAUCUGAUGAUAUAGUGACUUCUAAUGAUCAUGUCGAUCGUGAUAAUGAGACAGAUUCUCCAUUUUGGGUCUGUUUUUUUCUGUUCUGUUUGAUUUUGAGCUCAGCUAAUCAUUUUUCCAACCCUAAGGUGGAGCUCUAACCCACAGUUGCAUCGUGGGAGAAUGAGUCUGCAGGUGGGAAAAUAUGAGUUUGUCACUAUAUAGAAUUUUAACCGUGGGUUCGUUUGAUUUAGAGCGCCAAAACAGAGAAUUGGCCAAACACAGCAGUAGCCUCCAGGUUUCUGCAGUGAAAUAAAAAUAAGUCUCCUGCUGAUGCGAAAGAGUUCCACCACCGCUUGUGACCUUCCGGUGGCGCUGUAUGACAGUAUGUUUUUUUUUUUACCUCUCCUUUGACUUCAUUUCUGAUUCGGAGUCGAUGCACCAAGUAUACAGUUUAGCUCAUUCUCUCACUCGUGUUGCACAGUGCAGGCGGGUUGGAGAAAAGAUGUGUGGGCCUCGUCAUGGUCCCUGAAAACAUCUAUGUUCUGUGUGUAACCACUCCUGUAUAUCUUUAAUUUAUUUCUUUGUGUUUCUCUGUGUGCCUCAAACUAACACGUGUCACUAAUGCACACCACUGUCAGCCCCAACAUUGUUAUUAUUAUUAUUAUUAUUCUGUUCAUUCAUUUAACGUUUUUUAACCUGGAGGCCUAUCACAUGUUGACCAGAGAAUGCACCGAAAAAAUUGAAAAGAAAAAAACUGCCUAUUAGUGUCUUUCCAACCUCAGUGGAAUGUCACAGACAAGUAUUUUUUCACAUCACUACACGUAAAAUCAGAAAGCACACUAAGUAUGUAGCUCCUGGUUGUGGUGUGUGUGUGUAAGUGGGUUUUUUGCGUGUGUGUGUGUGUACAUGAGUGAGUGUGUUUCAGAUCAAAUGUUUGAUGUUUUGUUUUUGUGCUUGCUUUGCUUUCUAUUCUUUGUCUCCAGAAAUCCUUUAAAAAAAUAUUUUAGUCAAAUCAUUGUAUCAAAUUUCCGACUCUGUUUGUGUGCAUAUGUGUGUGCGUGUGUGUGUGUGCAUGUGAUGUCAGUAAACCCCUGAAUGAAACAGGCAUAGCCCCAAACAUUCACCAUCCAUCUUUGUGUCUAUGCUGCAGUGAAAUCCACUAACACGCUGAUUAACCACACAAAGUCUUCAAAAAGCAAUGUAAAGCCGCUACUGAGAAAAAAAGAGUUUUUUAAGUACAAAAGGU
Notothenia coriiceps (black rockcod) is the source of this 5564-nucleotide messenger RNA. RefSeq names its product voltage-dependent P/Q-type calcium channel subunit alpha-1A-like. The transcript is spliced from 17 exons. Lineage: Eukaryota; Metazoa; Chordata; Actinopteri; Perciformes; Nototheniidae. Gene Ontology annotation, cellular component: neuronal cell body; voltage-gated calcium channel complex; membrane. The coding region runs from base 80 to 2779 and encodes 899 amino acids. The record is from RefSeq and is a predicted model, not a curated record. Gene Ontology annotation, molecular function: high voltage-gated calcium channel activity. Gene Ontology annotation, biological process: calcium ion import across plasma membrane; chemical synaptic transmission.